This is a messenger RNA of Apis mellifera (honey bee), 2498 nucleotides long. RefSeq names its product protein HID1. NCBI's taxonomy places the organism in Eukaryota, Metazoa, Arthropoda, Insecta, Hymenoptera, Apidae. Gene Ontology annotation, cellular component: Golgi medial cisterna; membrane; Golgi trans cisterna. The transcript has 12 exons. Bases 123 to 2453 code for a protein of 776 amino acids. The record is from RefSeq and is a predicted model, not a curated record.
ACAUUGUUUUAAAGCAUAAAUAUGGCGGCGACCGUAAUCGUCUUAGUUUAAAGAGAAAUAAGUCAUUUUUGUGAUUCAUCACUAAACUAUUUACUUUAAAUUUACUAAAAAUAUAGAAAAACAUGGGAAAUGCUGACACAAAAUUAAAUUUUCGAAAAGCAGUUGUACAAUUGACAUCAAAAACGCAGGUGAUUGACGCUUCAGAUGAUAAUUUCUGGGAUCAAUUUUGGUCUGAAAAUGUGACUAAUGUACAAGAUAUUUUUACUUUAAUUCCUGCACCUGAAAUUCGUAUAUUAAGAGAAGAAGCUCCUUCAAAUUUAGCCACAUUAUGUUAUAAAGCAGUGGAGAAAUUGGUGAAAGCAGUUGAUAACAGUUGUAGAACACAAAGAGAACAACAAACUGUUUUAAACUGUUGUCGUUUAUUAACAAGAUUAUUACCUUAUAUUUUUGAGGAUGCUGAUUGGAAGGGAUUCUUCUGGUCUAGUCUACCUGGUAAAGAAGAUGAAGAAAGUGUACCUUUAGCUCAUUCUUUACUUAAUGCUCUCUGUGAUCUCUUAUUUUGUCCUGAUUUUACAGUAGCUGCAAAUAAAAAGUCUGGUCCUGAUAAAGCAGAAGAAUUACAAUCUAUAGAUAGUUGUGAAUAUAUUUGGGAAGCUGGUGUAGGAUUUGCCCAUUCACCUCCUAGAUAUCCAAUUUUAGAUUCAAAUAGAACAGAAUUACUAAAGUUAUUACUAACUUGCUUCAGUGAAACCAUGUACAAUCCUCCUCUGGAUUUAUCAGUUACUCCAAACAAAUGGAUUCAACAUUUAACUAGUUCUGAAAAUAGACAUGCUUUGCCUAUGUUUACAUCAUUACUGAAUACAGUAUGUGCAUAUGAUCCUGUUGGACUUGGAGUGCCAUACAAUCAUUUAUUAUUUACUGAUUCGUUAGAACCAUUAGUUGAUGUUGCAUUACAAAUUCUUAUAGUGACAUUAGAUCAUGAUACUAGUGGUAGUACUCCAUUAGAAGAAGGAAAUAUUGGAGAUAAUUUAUUCAUUAAUUAUUUAAGUCGAAUUCAUCGAGAUGAAGAUUUUCAGUUUGUAUUGAAAGGUAUUACGAGAUUAUUAAAUAAUCCAUUAAUGCAGACAUAUUUACCAAAUUCAACUAAGAAAGUACAUUUUCAUCAAGAAUUAUUGGUAUUUUUUUGGAAAAUGUGUGACUAUAACAAGAAAUUUUUAUAUUAUGUACUAAAAAGUUCAGAUGUUCUUGAAGUAUUAGUACCUAUAUUAUAUCAUUUAAAUGAUUCGCGUGCCGAUCAAUCUCGUGUCGGAUUAAUGCAUAUCGGUGUAUUUAUUUUACUUUUAUUAAGUGGAGAACGUAAUUUCGGUGUUAGAUUGAAUAAACCAUAUACAGCUACAGUACCUAUGGAUAUUCCUGUUUUUACAGGUACUCAUGCUGAUUUGCUAGUCACUGUUUUUCACAAGAUAAUUACAACUGGACACCAAAGAUUACAGCCAUUAUUCGAUUGUUUACUAACAAUUCUAGUCAAUGUAUCUCCAUAUCUUAAAACACUAUCAAUGGUGGCUAGUACUAAGCUAUUACAUUUGCUUGAAGCAUUUAGCACUCCAUGGUUUUUAUUUUCAGCACCUACUAAUCAUCAUUUAGUAUUUUUUCUUUUAGAAAUUUUUAACAAUAUCAUUCAGUAUCAAUUUGAUGGAAAUAGUAACUUGGUUUAUACUAUAAUACGCAAAAGACAAGUUUUUCACGCAUUAGCAAAUUUACCAAGUGAUUGUAAUACAAUUGCAAAGUCUCUUAGUAAAAGACAACGUCGUCAUGUACCUGCUAGUACAUCUAAUGAAAAUGUUAAUGAAACAGCAAUGGAAGGUUCACAUCCUGCACAACCUGCAGAACCUGGAACUUUAAAAGCAACUUUAUUAGAAACCCCAGGUAUUGAAAAAAUGACUGAAAAAGAAUCUGCACAUCCAUUAAGUCCUUCAGUAAAUAUUGAUGUAGGAAAAUCUAAUCAUCAAAACAAUGUAAGCUCUACAGAAGAUUUAAUGAAUUCUACUAAAAACUCUGUUAUACCAAAAGGAGGUAUUAGAGUGGCAGAACACAAUUCUUCUAACAAUAUAAAUCAGUGGGUUCCUUCUAGCGAAUGGGUAUAUCAAUGGAAAACUAAACUUCCAUUACAAACUAUUAUGCGAUUACUUCAAGUUCUUGUACCUCAAGUUGAAAAAAUAUGCAUUGAUAAAGGUCUUACGGAUGAAAGUGAAAUUUUGAAAUUUUUACAACAUGGUACAUUAGUUGGCUUGUUGCCAGUACCGCAUCCUAUUCUUAUUAGAAGAUAUCAAGCAAAUGCAGGAACAACUGCUUGGUUUAGAACAUAUAUGUGGGGCGUUAUAUAUUUAAGAAAUGUUGAACCACCAAUAUGGUAUGAUACUGAUGUAAAGUUAUUUGAAAUCCAAAGAGUCUAAACGCAAUGAAUAUUAAGCAAAUUAUUAUUAACUUUAAUAUCAAAA